Messenger RNA from Nycticebus coucang (slow loris), 948 nucleotides. Its product is annotated as olfactory receptor 8J3-like. Gene Ontology annotation, biological process: G protein-coupled receptor signaling pathway; sensory perception of smell. The record is from RefSeq and is a predicted model, not a curated record. The transcript has a single exon. Gene Ontology annotation, cellular component: membrane. Gene Ontology annotation, molecular function: odorant binding; G protein-coupled receptor activity; olfactory receptor activity. The coding region runs from base 1 to 948 and encodes 315 amino acids. NCBI's taxonomy places the organism in Eukaryota, Metazoa, Chordata, Mammalia, Primates, Lorisidae.
AUGGCUUCUGGGAAUCUCACGCGGGUCACUGAGUUUAUUCUCACUGGUGUCUCUGACCGCCCCGAGCUCCAGAUUCCCCUCUUCCUGGUCUUCCUGGUCAUCUACACCCUGACCGUGACAGGGAACCUGGGCAUCAUCACCCUCACCAGUGUUGACUCUCGGCUUCAAACCCCCAUGUAUUUUUUCCUGCGACAUUUGGCAAUUAUCAAUCUUGGCAACUCUACUGUCAUAGCCCCUAAAAUGCUGGUCAAUUUUUUAAUAAAGAAAAAAACUACCUCCUACUAUGAAUGUGCCACCCAGCUGGGAGGGUUCUUGACUUUCAUCGUCUCUGAAGUGAUCAUGCUGGCUGUGAUGGCCUAUGACCGCUAUGUGGCCAUCUGUAAUCCCCUGCUGUACACAGUGGUGGUGUCUCCCAGGAUCUGCCUCAUGCUGGUGUCCCUCGCCUACCUCUAUGGCUUUUCUACCGCAAUUGUGGUUUCAUCUUGUGUAUUCUCUGUGUCCUAUUGCUCCUCUAAUGUGAUCAAUCAUUUUUACUGUGAUAACGUGCCUCUGUUAGCCUUAUCCUGCACAGAUACUUCCUUUCCAGAAACAGUAGUCUUUAUAUCUACAGCUACGAAUUUGUUUUUUUCCAUGAUUGCAGUUGUAGUAUCUUACUUCAACAUCGUUUUGUCCAUUCUAAGAAUGCGUUCAUCAGAAGGAAGAAAAAAAGCCUUUUCCACCUGUGGUUCACAUGUGAUGGCUGUCACCGUCUUCUAUGGGACACUGCUGUUCAUGUAUUUACAGCCUAAAACUAACCACUCCUUAGAUACUGAUAAAAUGGCUUCUGUGUUCUACACCCUGGUGAUCCCCAUGCUGAACCCCAUGAUCUACAGCCUAAGGAAUAAGGACGUGAAGGAUGCCUUAAAGAAAUUCAUUGCAAAUCUAUUUUCUCCUUGUAAAUCAAUGUAA